This is a messenger RNA of Tauraco erythrolophus (red-crested turaco), 215 nucleotides long. NCBI's taxonomy places the organism in Eukaryota, Metazoa, Chordata, Aves, Musophagiformes, Musophagidae. The record is from RefSeq and is a predicted model, not a curated record.
CUACCUUUACUGAAGUUCCCAAAGAUGUGACUGUUAGGGAGGGAGAUGAUAUUGAGAUGCCUUGUGCUUUCCGAGCCAGCGGAUCCACCUCUUACUCCUUGGAAAUCCAGUGGUGGUACCUUAAAGAACCAGCCAGAGAACUUGCACACGAAUUAGCCAUCAGUGUUCCCGGCAGCAGGAGCAAGGUAACAAAUAAGGAUGCAACCAAAAUCAGC